GUUACAGAGUAGAUUAUCAUUCACACAAAAAUGUCGUUUACAUUUACUUAAACGGAUUUUGUAUCUGAAGUUAAAUAAAAAAUAAAUAAAAUUAAAGUUCUAUCUAAUUAUGUAUUAUAUUACAACAACAUUCGUUAUACAGUUAAAAAUAUGCACAUGCGUAUAUAUGUUUAUACAGAAAUGAGUCGUGUAGGAACUACUUACUUAGAAUUUCGGGUAUUGGAAUUAAUGCCAAGUGAACAGAAAGCUACAAAAAAAAGGUCACAAACAAAGGUAAAUUUAAUGAAUAAAACUAAAAAUGAAGUGUUAACUAAUCAAGAUUGGCAGGCAAUUUGGCCUGCUGCACGAACAUUUCAUCCUGAUAUCGUACCAUUUACUUUACAACAAGGAUAUAAAAAUAAGAAAGGUAUACAUCCUGAUAAAUAUGCAAAUGCAGAGUUAUUGAAAAUUCCGAACUUCUUACACCUUACUCCACCUGUUAUUGAAAGACAUUGCAGAGCAAUAAAAAAAUUUUGUACGAAAUGGCCAAAAGAAUUGAAAACAGAUGAAACAUGUGUAAAAUACUUUCCUGUUGAAAUCAUUACAUCUGAUUAUUGUUAUUCUUCUCCUACAAUAAGAGAACCUCUUGCUAGAAUAGUUAAUUUGAGAGUAAGACUAUCUUCUUUGCAUUUAGAUGCUCAUGCUAAAGAUAAAAUACUUAGGUUACUGGGUAAUAGGUAUAAUCCUAACACAGAUAUAAUAACGAUAACUGCAGACAGAUGUCCAAGUAGAAAACAGAAUUUAGAUUAUGUAAAUUACCUACUAACUGCAUUGUUUCAUGUAUCUUGGCGUUUUGAACCAUGGGAGACAGAAAAAUCUGAAGUAGAUAUGGAAUAUUAUGACUGGGAUAAAAGUAAAAGCAGAAAAUCUUUAACGUCCAUGUAUAGUUGGCCAAAAAUGCCAACUGAUUCCAACUAUGAAUACAUCCCACAUGCAACAGAAUAUAAAAUUGCAGUUUCUGAUUUAAUAAAUAAAGGAGAAGAUCAAUUUUCAAUCAAUAAAUACAAACAAGCUGUUAGAAAUGUGUUAAACCUAAAAUCUUAUGAUUUUAAAAAUAAGUAAAGAAAAGUUAAGAACAAAUAAAUAAAAAUAUUGAGUUUGUAAUGUUUGUCAUUCCUAAUUUAACUGUAUUAACUGUUAUAGAACAUUUAUGUAAAAAAAAAACAUAAAACUGUGAUAAUGUGAUAUAAUGUAAUUGAAAAGGUAAGUUUUUAUUAAAAAUUAAAGGAUUAUGGAAGUAGUUGUACAAUAAUUCUUUAUCUCGACAAAAUUGUUUACCGCCGGACACUGACUAUGGUAUAUAAAGACAUAUCGUUAAGCGCUAUACCAUAUAUUUGGAGUACAGGUUGCAUUAUGCAAUACAAAAAAGAAAAAAAUAUAUUUAGGAUGUUUACAAAUGACAACCUAAAAUUUAAGUUCAAUUUCGUUUAUUUUAUUUAAAUUAAACUUAACUUAAAAAGCAAUUAAGUUCAUAAAUUACAGCAUAUCUCAUUUCUGACCUAUGAUAGUUGUGUAUUAAACGUACCAUAACUAAGAGGCAAACAAUUUUCAUUUGUAAUAUUUCUCGAUAUAACCAUACAUUCUUAUCCAACAAUGUUCCACAAAUUAGUUUCUCUCCUGAAGGUGUUUCUGACUAUUGCACCACAAUAUGAAACAUUAAGUAAAUGCUACCUUAUAAGAUAAAUAUAAAUUGAUGUUAUUUUA
Molecule: messenger RNA, 1743 nt
Organism: Bombus terrestris (buff-tailed bumblebee)
Lineage: Eukaryota; Metazoa; Arthropoda; Insecta; Hymenoptera; Apidae
Gene: mRpS35
Product: 28S ribosomal protein S35, mitochondrial
Exons: 3
Coding region: 151-1101 (316 amino acids)
Biological process (GO): mitochondrial translation
Cellular component (GO): mitochondrial small ribosomal subunit
Molecular function (GO): structural constituent of ribosome
Source: RefSeq, a predicted model, not a curated record